CUGCAGUACGUCAAAACUCCUCUCAAUAUAAAUCCGAAUUCCGAUUUAUCCAGUUCACCCGAGUUUUUCUGGACUGGUGGUCAUGUCAUCACUAAUUCUUCCGUUGCCUUUUUGCCCGUAUUUCCUGGAUCUACCAGCUCACUUGUUUCACCGAUUCAACCUUCUGCUACUGACUUUCCUGCUAUUACCCCUAUUACUCCUAAUGACCCUUCUGACUCUGCUCCUGAUGGCAAUUUUCUUCUUUCUGCCUCAUCCCUCCAAGCGCCUAUCUCCCUCGACUCAGGAAUGGCCAGUUUAAACUUCAGACUGAGUGAUGAUUUUGUGGACCAUAACGAGGUACCUUCUCUUACCUCUAUUCACUUUUUUAUCUUUGAUGAGGUGUGGAAUUAA
Molecule: messenger RNA, 390 nt
Organism: Protopolystoma xenopodis
Lineage: Eukaryota; Metazoa; Platyhelminthes; Monogenea; Polystomatidea; Polystomatidae
Source: the annotation of a GenBank genome assembly